GCGUCCGCCCAGCGCUAGCUCUGCGUCCUGACCGGCCCCUGGCUGCCCGCUGCACUGCCAUGGCCACCUCCCCGCAGAAGUCGCCCUCUGCCCCCAAGUCUCCCACUCCCAAGUCGCCCCCGUCCAGAAAGAAAGAUGACUCCUUCUUGGGGAAACUCGGAGGGACUCUGGCCCGGAGAAAGAAAGCCAAAGAGGUUUCAGAGCUUCAGGAGGAAGGGAUGAACGCCAUCAACCUGCCCCUCAGCCCAAUUCCCUUCGAGCUGGACCCUGAGGACACGAUGCUCGAGGAGAAUGAAGUUCGAACAAUGGUGGAUCCAAACUCACGCAGUGACCCCAAACUGCAAGAGCUGAUGAAGGUUUUAAUUGACUGGAUUAAUGAUGUGCUGGUUGGAGAAAGAAUCAUUGUGAAAGACCUGGCUGAAGAUUUAUAUGAUGGACAAGUACUGCAGAAGCUUUUUGAGAAACUUGAGAGCGAGAAGCUGAACGUUGCCGAGGUCACCCAGUCGGAGAUUGCUCAGAAGCAAAAACUGCAGACCGUCCUGGAGAAGAUCAACGAAACCCUGAAACUGCCUCCCAGGAGCAUCAAGUGGAAUGUGGACUCUGUUCAUGCCAAAAGCCUGGUAGCCAUCUUGCAUCUGCUAGUUGCUCUGUCCCAGUAUUUCCGGGCACCAAUCCGGCUCCCAGACCAUGUUUCCAUCCAAGUGGUUGUGGUCCAGAAACGAGAAGGAAUCCUCCAGUCUCGGCAAAUCCAAGAGGAAAUAACUGGUAACACAGAGGCUCUUUCCGGGAGGCAUGAACGCGAUGCCUUCGACACGCUGUUCGACCAUGCACCAGACAAACUCAAUGUGGUAAAAAAGACACUCAUCACUUUCGUGAACAAGCAUCUGAAUAAACUGAACCUGGAAGUCACAGAACUGGAAACCCAGUUUGCAGAUGGCGUGUACCUGGUGCUGCUCAUGGGGCUCCUGGAGGGCUACUUUGUGCCCCUGCACAGCUUCUUCCUGACCCCAGACAGCUUUGAACAGAAGGUCUUGAACGUCUCCUUUGCCUUUGAGCUCAUGCAAGAUGGAGGAUUAGAAAAGCCAAAACCACGGCCCGAAGACAUUGUCAACUGUGACCUGAAGUCCACACUGCGAGUGCUGUACAACCUCUUCACCAAGUACCGGAAUGUGGAGUGAGGGGCCGCCCUGGGCUCCCCACUGCCCAGAAGUUCUUGCUGCGGGCAGACUGGACCGUCCUCCAAACCAUCUUAACCUGCUUAUUCCUGUUUCCUAUUGUGUGCACUCCCACAAGUCCACCUACAACCCAGUGAUACUGGGAAUUGAAAUUAGGAAGGAAAUGAUCAAUAACUCAGUGGGCUAGCCAGACCUCCCAGAGCCUGGGGAGUGACCCAGCAGUGGCUUGGGAAGGUUGUUCCCUUCCUAGUGCCAGGUCCAGAUUUCCUUCAGUAUGGUUUGAGAGCUAGCUUUGGCAAAAGAGAGAUGCCAGAGAAUAGUUACCAUUUAAUGGGUAUAACUGUGUGCUGGGCACCGCACUAGUUGCUCUGAUGUGCUCUAGCUCACUUACUCCUCAUGACUGCCAUUGAAGUGGGUGUUAUAGGCCCCUUUUACAGACAAGGAACCUGAGGCUCAGAGAGGUUCAGUAACUUACCAGAAGCUUAGAUUUGCUUUUCCUCUUUGAACAACAUGUUUGUUAAUAAGUAGCCAGUUACUUCCCAUGCUUGGUGCAUUGUAAAGUUUUGUGUAAAGUGUGUGUGUAUGUGUGUGUGCAUGUGUGUGCGCAUGCGUGUGAGUCCUCAGAGAAGAUGCAAGCCCACGGAUCUCACCACCGGGGCAGGCAAGACCAGGGCUUAGUGAUUCACGCUGAAAUUGGCAAAUCUAAUUUAACCCUAUUAAUAGUAUGUGUGUGGCAGGAGUCAUGUCCCUCAAAUCCUUUGUGCAAAUGAAAAUUACUCUUAAUUCCUUCAGAUUUGUAAUAACCCAUAUUCUGAUUUCAGGGUGACAUUUGGGAAGGAUUCUGUUUAGAAUUAAUGGAGUGGUACAUUUUGCAACCUUUUUGCUUGAUUGCAUGUAAUGGAAAUGCCCUAUAUUUUCCUACAAAAUAAGUACUCAAUUCAUUAUCGUUAGGCAAAUGUACAGUCUAUUCAGGCAGGCAGAGAGCUGGGCACAGGCCCAUGUGAGCAUCACUUGGGAAGUAGGGCUCUUCAGCAGGGACCCUUGAACUUUAAAGAAAGGAACUCCUUUUUGCCUUCUAAUUGAUCAUUUAGACCAUUUCUGGCUAAGUCUGCCCACAUGCAAUUACCGGCUAAUUCAGGCAAGGAAAAAUGUAAGUCAUUUAGACCAAAGUCAAGCAGCUUCCUUGCAUGGGUUACUCGAGGGGUUGUGGUUACUUGUAUCUCCUCUUCAUGAACCCAACUUUGAAAUGUAGGGCUGUGGUUAUCCCAGGCUACUGGGUCCUAUAGGCAUAGGAAAGGGGUUGAAGAGGGUAGUUAGGGGGACAGGAAGUGUGGGGAAGUAUUUACACACAUAACAUAUAAGGGGUCACUCUCAGAGACAGACAGAUGGGGUUUGUGGUGAUUAUAAUUUGUACCCUUAAAUUGACCAAGGCCUUGGAAUAAAUAAUCACUCGUGCUAAAGGUCUCUGGGUGCUGCAAAUGGGUUGCUCUCGGCUGGUAACCGAAAGGUUGGCUGUUAGAAGCCACCCAGUGACACCAUGGGAGAAAGUUCUGGCAGUCUGCUUCCAUAAAGAUUACAACCAAGAAAACCCUGUGGAGCAGUUCUACUCCGUAACACAUGGGGUCACCAUGAGUCGUCAUUAACUCGACGACACACAAGAGUUGACAUUAUAUCUUCAUUAUAGAAUUUUCAUAAAUAUACCAGAUAGAUAUCAGCCUGUGGACCGUCUUCCAUCUGUUUUCCGCUGGAGGCCUGUGCCUGCCUUGUCACCACUUUAGGCCCAUUGCACAAAGCCCGUCCCUAGUUUGCAUUUGAGGAAUUCAUUGUGAUCUCUAUCUACACCAGCCAAAGUUAGGCCUCUGGCAUUGUCCAAAACAUUCCAUUCAGCUCUCUCAUCAUUCUUACAGUCUAUCUGCAGUAACUCAGAGCCCGUAAAACUUAAACUACACAUUUCUUUGGAUAUUUUGUGCUAAGAGAGAAUUGUUACUCAGUUGCCAUAAUGAGCAUUGAAAAUGUAAAGGCAGUCUAUUCUCUUGUGUCUGUUUAUGUAAAAGAACACAAUUCUUUAUUUACAUAAUUAGUGAAUAUUAUGUUUUUCUUAAUGAAACACUAAGCAGCAUAGUAUUUCCAUUUGCUCUCUUUUAAAUUCCUGAUAGCAAAUCAAGAUUAAUAAUUGCUUUGUCUCCUUGAGCAAUACUAAAGCAGUAUGAAAUAAGAGAAAUGCAUUCAUUUAAACAUGCUUUGCUAGAAGAA
Loxodonta africana (African savanna elephant) is the source of this 3428-nucleotide messenger RNA. It is a transcript of the gene PARVA, whose product is annotated as parvin alpha. The transcript has 13 exons. Bases 60 to 1178 code for a protein of 372 amino acids. Gene Ontology annotation, molecular function: actin binding. The record is from RefSeq and is a predicted model, not a curated record. Gene Ontology annotation, biological process: actin cytoskeleton organization; substrate adhesion-dependent cell spreading; cilium assembly. Gene Ontology annotation, cellular component: actin cytoskeleton; cytoplasm; focal adhesion. Lineage: Eukaryota; Metazoa; Chordata; Mammalia; Proboscidea; Elephantidae.